Molecule: messenger RNA, 2283 nt
Organism: Benincasa hispida (wax gourd)
Lineage: Eukaryota; Viridiplantae; Streptophyta; Magnoliopsida; Cucurbitales; Cucurbitaceae
Source: RefSeq, a predicted model, not a curated record
UUUGUAAAAUUUUCCUGUGUUCAAGUUGUUUUCUUUUGUUUUUCUCGAUGUUCCAAGUCUCCAACGCAUUUCAUGGACAUCAAAGGUCCUCUCUUGCUGACGAAUGAACGCCAUUGCAGCAGCCCAAAUCCCACCUUGGUGUUCAUCGCUAACAAACUUCCUUUAGGAUUUCAAUCUUCAGAAUGAGUCAACAUCCUCAUCUUUCAGACUUUCUCCAAGUUUGAAGCCGUUAAUCUCCUUUUAUCAGGUCUUCUAUAUCUCGAGUUUGUGAUCAGUCUAGUUGGAAUUGUAUCUGAAAUUGGGCUGAAGGUAAUUCGGGAGUUUAGGUUUUUGUGUGGAAGAUUGUGUCGGUGCGAUUAUGGAUGGGAAUAAGGACGAAGCUUUAAGAUGUAUUCGCAUAGCGGAAGAAGCAAUUGCGUCGGGGAAUAAAGAGCGAGCACUUAGAUUCAUUAAAAUUGCUCGUCGCCUUAAUCAGAGUUUGCAAGUCGACGAGCUAUUGACGGUGUGCGAGGAGAUCGGUUCGGGAUCACCUUCAUCUUCUUUCGAUGAGAAACGCGCGGGAAAGGUUGAGAGUGCUUCUGGUUCAGUGAAACAUGUUGAUGGUUUGAGUGGUGAACGUAAUUACUCUAUAGAACACGUUCAAUUGAUUAGGCAGAUCAAAACAACUGAGGACUAUUACAGAAUUCUUGGUGUGGAGAAAACUAGUUCAGCUGAAGAGAUUAAGAGGGCUUAUAAGAAAUUGUCCUUGAAAGUUCACCCUGAUAAAAACAAGGCUCCUGGUUCGGAUGAAGCAUUCAAGAAAUUAUCCAAGGCUUUCAUGUGUUUGAGUGAUGAUACUUUGAGAAGGCAAUAUGAUCACACGGGUUUGGUUGCUCAGUAUGAGUACAACCAACAGCAUAAUGUAAGGCAUAGGAGAAGGAGAACGGGUCAUGAUUUGUUUGAAGAAAACUUUGAUCCUGAUGAGAUAUUCAGAGCAUUCUUUGGGCAGGGAAAUAUGUUUCAGACGAGUCGCUCUUAUACUUAUAGAACCGGAGGUGCGAGAAGCCAACAGAGGACAGAAUCUGCUGGGGGAGGUCCCAGCUUGUUGAUUAUUCUUCUAAUGUUACCAUUCUUGUUAAUUUGUUUGUUGGCUUAUAUGCCAUUUCCAGAGCCGGACUAUGCUUUGCAUAAAAAUCUAUCCUAUAGUAUUCCUGUGAUUACAGAGAAACAUGGAGUGGAAUUUUUUGUCAAAUCAUCUGAUUUUGAUGUUAGAUAUCCUCUUGGGAGCCCAGGUCGAGCUGAAAUUGAGAAUAGUGUGCUCAGGGAUUAUAGAAACAUGGUUUGGCGUUAUUGUCAUGUAGAACUUCAGAGACGCCAGUGGAAUAAAAAUCUUCCAACUCCUCACUGUGAGAAGCUGAAUAAUCUCGGUGUAGCAUAAAGGUAAAGGGAGGUUCAUCUUUUCUUAUAGAAGAGAUCGUAUUAUCUUUUUGGAGAUAUUAUCCAAGUUAUGUUGCUUUUAACUUCUGUUGUGAACCUUGCUUGAAUAUAAAGACUGCAACAUUAAGUUUGUUAUUUAUCGAAGCUUUGCAUCCCAUUUUGAUCUAGCCUAAUGUGUCUCUCACGUGUUAGGCAGUUCAGACUCAAAUUGUUCAGUGAACCUUUCCCUGUCUGAUCCCUGAAAAAGAAAUUAAUAUUACUACAGAAAUCUUUGUUUAACACGAUAUUAUAGUUGGAGAUUCCAUGCUCGAAACUUCAAACACCUAUAGUCCCAUGUGUUAAAAGUGUUAAAUUAUUGAUAUAGUUAAAUCUUCCAUAACCUAUCAGUUUAAGCUUUUGGAAUCAGUGGCAAUUUAACAUAUAUUAUAUAUUCACGAAUCUACCAUAUGUGAAGUUGCACAUCUUUGCUUGUAUGGAAGGUAAUGUGUAAGUGUGAAAUUCCAGACUUGCCAAUUGAUGGGAAACAGAUCAUGUUUUAAAUUAAAGCAGCAGGUCAUAUAGAUGGAUUUUGAAGUUUUGAGACUCCAUGCUCAUAUGCGGAAAAGAACGCUCAUGGCUGGAACACAAGGGCUAUGGUCCGAAGUUUUUCCGGGUUUGGGCUGAGCCAAUCACUUGACACCAUUCGCCAUCAAUGGCCCUGGACUGGUACUACUAUCUGUAAUUUUUCUACAUCACUUCCUCCUGAAAUUAGUGUGAUCCAUUUCUGAAUAAAAGUCAAGACAAUUGUACGAACUGAAACAAGAUGUUGAUUUGUUUCUGUACAUUUUUCAAAUAAUAUUGAAGUGAAGCUGAAGUCUUUUACUUAAA